AGAGUAACAGUUUUACAAAGAGAUUCACUGUGAGCAACUCAAAAGGAAGAAUAAAGAGGCAGAGGAUCAUCUGGAGUUGUGCCUCCAUCAGUGUGCUGAGAUGGAAAGGUGUGAAAGUCAAGAGCUGGAUGUUGAAAUAAGGAACCUGAUAGGGAAGAGUGACACCUCCCAGUGGUGUGAGGACCCCAAACCCGUUGCACAAGAGAGUGUGAACCCUCAGAGAACUUCGUGUUCCCUUAAGGUCCACAGUGAAACGGCCGCUCAGGGCCACCUUGGGUGCACGUGGGCAGGUGGGAGUGACAUGGAAGCCCCAGCAGACCCCCUGGAAUCAAGGCACACGUUACUGAGCAGAAAGAAGACUUCAUCACCCACCUCUCUGGAACAGCAGAUCCUCUCACUGGAAAGGCAGAGACAAGAGCUUCUGGAGGUGAACAAGCAAUGGGAUCAUCAAUUUAGAACCAUGAAACAGCUCUAUGAAAAGCAGCUGGCGGAGAUGAGAGCAAGGCUGGACGUGUCGGAGAGGAGAGUGAGCGAGCUGGAGCAGGACAGGCAUCGACAGCAGCCAGGGGAUGAGAGGCUGGGAGUGCAGGGCAGAGAGAAGCUGUGGCAGGAAAAGGAAGAAACCAAAGUCCUGAGUGAAGCCCUGCAUGAGGUGAGGGAGGAGAACAAGCUGCUGAAGCAGAAGAACGCCUCCCUGCUCAGAAAGAAGGAGCACUACGAGGGGGAAAUAAGCCGUCUCAAUAAGGCCCUCCUGGACGUGCUGAAAAAGCAGCACUCACCUGUUCUUGGGACUCCCCCGGAGAAGGGUGACAGGAACAGCCUUGAGGAGAUGAGAACCCAACUUGAAGUGCUGAGACAGCAGGUACAAAUAUACGAGGAAGACUUCCGGAAGGAGAGAUCUGACCGAGAAAGACUCAGCGAGGAGAAAGAAGCGCUGCAGAAAGUGAACGAGAGAUUGCAGUCUCAACUGAAUAAACUCAGCUCUCAGACUAAAGACCUCCCAGCAGCACAGCCUGAGAGGCCCAGUUACCCACCUCCCCUCUUCCUCUCACCCUGUGUGAAUUAUGGGAGGUGUGGGAUGCUCCUUCACUAUGCAGAUCCUCGAGUACAACCAGGGCCUUGCAGGGCACACGAACAGCAGCAGCAGCACUUGCCAGACUAUCAGUGGUAUGUUCCUGACCAGCUUCCGCCAGAUGUGCAGCACAAGGCAGAUGAUUCAGCCCCGGAGAAGGGAGCCCAGCGCUGACAGCCCGAGACCUGGAGAAGUGUAAACCAAAGGCUGCAAGCAAGUCUUCCAACUUCAUUAUUCCGUUUUCUUCUGGGUUU
Messenger RNA from Empidonax traillii (willow flycatcher), 1326 nucleotides. It is a transcript of the gene TNIP3, whose product is annotated as TNFAIP3 interacting protein 3. Gene Ontology annotation, biological process: cellular response to lipopolysaccharide; regulation of transcription by RNA polymerase II. NCBI's taxonomy places the organism in Eukaryota, Metazoa, Chordata, Aves, Passeriformes, Tyrannidae. The transcript has 13 exons. Bases 101 to 1246 code for a protein of 381 amino acids. The record is from RefSeq and is a predicted model, not a curated record.